Messenger RNA from Chelmon rostratus (copperband butterflyfish), 1749 nucleotides. RefSeq names its product RAD9-HUS1-RAD1 interacting nuclear orphan 1 (gene rhno1). The transcript is spliced from 3 exons. The coding region runs from base 146 to 1051 and encodes 301 amino acids. The record is from RefSeq and is a predicted model, not a curated record. Gene Ontology annotation, cellular component: nucleus; chromosome. Gene Ontology annotation, biological process: recombinational repair; DNA damage checkpoint signaling; cellular response to ionizing radiation. NCBI's taxonomy places the organism in Eukaryota, Metazoa, Chordata, Actinopteri, Chaetodontiformes, Chaetodontidae.
GGAAAUAGUAAGUAACCAGAAGACGGGAAACGAAAAACUGUGUAAUAGACAUCAAUGCGAUAACCAACUUUUCUACAUGUAAUAAUUCUUUGUAAUGGUGGCUAUGUCUCACGCGAAGUACCAAAUUAAGAGAUGAUUUCUAUCAAUGCCCCGUAAAGCCAUAAAGACACAAAGGCCUCCCCUGCUGUUCCUGGAGCGGACUUUGUGCGGCGCCAGAGUCCAAAAUGUGCCUGAAGUCCGAGCAGCACUCAACCCCAGAGAAUUCUUCACGGAGACACAAGAAAGCUCCAGCUCAGCUCUUAAUUCUUGGGUAAACCCUCAAUUUGACAGUUCAGUAGCAGCUGCCCUUCCAGUGAGACGAGGGAGGAGAAAAUGCCCCUCUGCCACAAGCAUCCUUGACAGUUGCAGUCAGCUUUCCAGGAAAAACAGCGUGUGCAAAUUCCCCUCAUUAACAUUUCAGACAAGGUCAAGAGACCAGCCUCAUCAACAAAAGAGCAAACGCACAAAGAGAGCUACAGAGCGUACUGUGGUGUCUCAUGCGGGAAAUCAACCACAGGGAUCAUGCCAAAUCAAAGGGGUACUUUCAGGUGCCCAGAACACAGACACGCCAAAGAGACAGACGACCUCAAUCAGAAAAAGAAAUUUGGAGAGGUUUUCUGACAGUGCUGCAUCCUCCAGCAGACGUUCGGACCAACCUGAAACUCCAUCUGUUCAAGUGAAAGAGAGAUGCAGAAUCCCAGCAGAUUGUGCCUCAACACCUGCCUCCAAUGAAUUCAGCACCACUGAGGACGGCAGUGUUGAUCCACCACCUGAUGUGGACACUCCAAAAGUAAUACAAGAGGGGAGCAGUCGUCCCUCCCCCACCUCUCUACACUUGCUACAGCCUCGGUCAUGUACACCGCCAUGUAAUCAGCCACCUGACAUUUUGGUGGCUGACACACCAGAGAGGGAUUAUGGGUUGAAGGUGACAUGGAGGAGGAGGAGGGGUUUGAUGUUGUUUUUAAAAGAGAGGGGCCACCUCUCUGAUUUAAAUGUGUUAAUUCACAGUUAAAGGAUUAGGCAACAAUGUCAACAGAGAAAAUAUAUUGAUUAUUCAUUGGGCCUUUUCUUUGACUGUUAACUAUUUUUAUUGCCCUGAAUGGAACUGCUGCGCUGUAAAAUUAUUAUGACAUUUGAGUUCGCUCACAUUGCUUCUUUUCACUUUGAGUGAACCUCAUAAUAAUAAGCCAAUCCCAUUAUGAAAUAACAAUAAUAAUGUCACCCACCCUCUCUGCACAGCCCGGGUAGGUAUUAACUGUAAAAUAAAUAAUACAUCAUAAAUGCAAUAAUUACUGCAAUAUCCGCGUUGCAAGCUUUUUCAAUAGGUGAGAACUUGUCUAGGGUUGGAUCCCAAUUAUACUGUACUGUUACAGAUUAUGUCGCAAAUCAGAGGCAGUCCUUACAUUCAAAUCCAGUCGUGACGUCUAGCAACACAUACCUAUAGUCUGCUAUGCUUCUGCUUCAGCAUUUUACUGGCAGAUAAAUAACAAAAGAUUGUGGCCAUAUGGACUGUAGCUCAUACCAUAAACCCAAUAUCUAGCAAGUGUUAUAUAAUGUUUUCAAUGACAUGCUAUUUGAAGUCACUGGUGUAAAAACCAAGGGUGCUGCUGGAGGAUCAUUUAAAAGCUGCUGGUGGUUGUGAGCAAUGUGCUGUAACUUAAAAUACCCUUUCGUCUUUUAGAUGUGUUGCAUAAAAUGUAUGGAAUAAAU